Messenger RNA from Hyposmocoma kahamanoa, 835 nucleotides. RefSeq lists its product as uncharacterized. Lineage: Eukaryota; Metazoa; Arthropoda; Insecta; Lepidoptera; Cosmopterigidae. The record is from RefSeq and is a predicted model, not a curated record. The coding region runs from base 93 to 710 and encodes 205 amino acids. Gene Ontology annotation, cellular component: extracellular region. The transcript has 2 exons. Gene Ontology annotation, molecular function: chitin binding.
AUAACAAUAAAAUAUGCUGCAAAUAUUUCACCAAGUGUGGUAUAAAAUCAAGCAAGAACGAAGAUGAUUCUCAUAAUCUUGCACAUUUUAAUAUGGAACACAAAAUUAUUGGCGUCUGGCUCAUUAUAUUAACAGCUUACGGGCCAUGGCAUGUGCACGCAGCGGUGGACUGCACUGCGACUGGAAGCGGCAGGUUCAUUGAUCCAGAUGAUUCGACCUGCACUAAGUUCAGCCUAUGUCUGUACCUUCCUGGCAAAUGUCAAUACAAAGCCUUCGACUACACCUGCCCUACCUACACGAUUUUCGAUCCUGCUCUGACCGUCUGCACAUCUGCCACGAACUUCGUGUGCAACAGUAAAUGUCCUGGCGAAGGUAUCUUCCCGGAUCCAGACUCUACCGAUUGUACCUCCUAUCUAAUAUGCGUCGGAGAUGGUAAAGGAUUUGUAAACACUGUCGUAAAAUGCCCUGAAAAUACUCUGUUCAACCCUAGUACCACCGUUUGUGAGUUUGACUAUAUAUGCCCAAAAAAGGUUAGUUGCAGUUCUAAAGGAUACUUUGCUAAUAAGAAUGACAAGACUUGCCAGAGUUACUACUAUUGCUCAUUACUUGCCAAUGGUGAAUAUGUUAGAUACGAUUACAAAUGCCCUGGAAUAUGGAAAUUCAGUCCAAUAUUCCGUGGUUGUACACCGCUUUACAAUUGCCGUAACUAAAAUCAUAGUAUAAUAAUAAGAUUUAGUAUAAUAUUAAGAUAAUUUUAGUAACAAUAAAGCUCCUUUGAAAGAGUUCGUCCAGGGAAGUAUUGCCACCUUACCUAUUUCUGCCGCCAAGCAAUGUG